This is a messenger RNA of Anopheles aquasalis, 6467 nucleotides long. RefSeq lists its product as uncharacterized. Lineage: Eukaryota; Metazoa; Arthropoda; Insecta; Diptera; Culicidae. Gene Ontology annotation, biological process: maturation of LSU-rRNA from tricistronic rRNA transcript (SSU-rRNA, 5.8S rRNA, LSU-rRNA); maturation of 5.8S rRNA from tricistronic rRNA transcript (SSU-rRNA, 5.8S rRNA, LSU-rRNA). Gene Ontology annotation, cellular component: nucleolus. The record is from RefSeq and is a predicted model, not a curated record.
UUCUCGUGGUCUCGUAUAAAAUCCGAUAAAUCUCCAAUUUAUCGGUGAAAUUCGUCCCAAAAUCCUCGGCAAAAUGACGACGAAAGCAGCAAAGCGUAAGCAGAGCACCGUACAGAACGGCUGUCCGGAUGGGGAGAAAAAGCAGAGACAAAUCACCGACGAACCGGCGAGCAACGAGGAAACCACCGACAUCCCGGUUCCGGUGGCGGUAAAACGGAAAAAGGCCGAAACAGAGACACAAGAAGAUGGCCAGGAUUCACCGAAGGACAUCGAGUACGUGAAAAACUUCCAUCAAAAGCUGAAAUCCGGAGUUGUGGCCAUGGAUGCGAUCCGGCACUUUAUCCAGCAAUCGCACGCGAAUCCGGGCUACAUUACGGAGUAUAUCCGCACCGGUGGUACGUUGAAGAAUGUGAUGGACGUGUUGGCUGUUUGCGAUCCGGAGAAGCUGAGUGAUAUCGCGGAUCUUUUCCAUCUGCUACACCUCGUGUUGAUCGAGGCGGCCAACUACGACAGCACACAGGCGGCACUGGCAGCAAAGUGUGCCAAGAGUAUUAUGAGCGGCUACAAACCGGUCAUAGUGAAGGUGUUGCGCGAUCGCGGAGAACAUUCGCUUACCUGCAGAGCGGCCGGAUUUCGUAUACUGAAGGCGGUGCUGCUGGUGGAUGCGGCCACCUACGGAAAGGAUAUUUUGCGCCAGAUGGAUGUGGUGAUGCCCGAACUGGAAAUGCAUAAAUGUCGCGAAACGGCAUCAUCAACCGGAUCCACCGGUGGUACGGAGUCACUGCGCACCGUGUUUAUCGAUUUCAAUCUGGCCUUCCUCAUCGACACACCGACCGAGAUUGUGCGGUUGUGGCUCUCUCGUGCCCACCUCGUCCAUUCACUGACCAUCAAUUUGGUGUACGAUCACGGAGAGAACGUGGCUUUGGUGAUGAAAAGUUUGCGCCAAUACGUGCUCGAGUGUCCGGCCGUUGAUAAGUAUCUCUACAGAACCGUCUUCACAACCGACGUACUGAAGGCGCUCGUUAACGUCUAUGAAUGGGUCGGCCCCGACAAAGAGGUACCGAAAGAUCAGCUAAAGCAAGCAAUCUUCGAUGCUAUGGAAGAGGUCGUCAUGCCGCUGCUGACCUCGAGACGCUACUUCCUUGUGCCACACUCGAUCGAUAUCAACCGUGCCAGCCACCGGCACAAGCAUAUACUGCUCGCCCUGAAGAACUCACAGCUACACGAUCACCAACGACGGCUGGUGAUGCGACUGUUUGAAUCAUGUCCCGAGGUACUGCCGGCGGUGCUGGAAAACUUUGGUUCACUACUGAAAACGAAAAAGGAAGGAAACCGUGGGCUCGUGUUGGACAUUUUGUGUUUGCACAAACCGGAAGAAAUUGUGGCCGGAUUUGAACCCGGCAUCACGGCCAAAUUGGUGUCGCAGUUCAUCGUCAAAAGUACGUUACCGCGUACGGUGCUGGAGUACGUUGGGGUGGCCAUGGGUAGCCAUAAGCACAACAUCCCCUUCUGUCUGCAGUUUCUGUGCACCAUGAUCACCCGUUGCGAACAGUACAUACAGGCCAUCCAGAACCGCCGUAUACUGGAUCAGUUCGAUAUGAAAAAGAUCAAGUUUGAUGUCAUCAAUCAGAUACUGGCGCUCUUCCCGAGUAUCGAUCGCAUUAUGACAGCGAUGGCAACGCAUCGAGAUGAUCGCUCGGUACAGCGCACAAACGUUGCCCUCGAGUACGCCAUGGACAUCCUGCUCGUCUGUAUUCGAUCGUUCCCGGCGUACAUUGAAAGCUCUUCGUUCAUCACGACGUAUCGCGACAUUCUGAAGCCGGCCUACCGGACACCAUCGAUGGAACACUUUUAUCUGAACUACGAGUUCAAAGCCAUCAAGGUGGUGAUUGCACUGGAACCGCAAAGCGUCUCGUUCGGAUCGAAGCUGUUCCCCUCGGUGCUGAAGCUCGUCGCCAAGGUGUACCUGAACGGCAGCAAGGAAAUGCAACGUGAAGCGACCGAACUGCUCCUGGCACUGUUCCGCAAUACGACACUCUUCGGUCAUCGGGGCACUGAGGUGGAGUUUUGGUUUCAGGCACUAUACGACACGGAUGCCACGUUGGUGCCGGAACUGGUGGACUAUCUGGCACAAGCCACACGGCAAGCAAGUGCCCAGCUUAGCCAGCAGUCUGCAUCCGCUUCGCAGGCUGAUCAUUCGAUGAUCGAUGAAGCGUUCAUCGAAUCGGAAGGCAUCCGUAAGGCUGAUCUUGAUCUGCUUUUUGCCCGUGUCGAGCAAGAGGACGAACAGCAGCAGCAGCAAGGACAGGACACGGCGACGACGGUGACCAUCGCUAGUGAAAUGGUCCCCGAAAACACUCAGCUAGAGCUACCGGUAGCGGACAACUUUUUCAUGUACAUGUUCCACAAGGAUCGCAAACACCCGGCACAGUUUCAGCGUUACCUCGAUGCAGUUCUGCUGCGUUACUUCCACUAUCUACCCCAUCCGGAAAUCGUCGAAAGAGCACUGCGCACGGUGGCGGAAGAUGGAAAAUCGACGUCGUCGUCUUCGUUGAUGAAAUACGUCCACAAGUGGAUGACAGGAAAGGAGCGAGCACUGGAUGAAGAUUGGGGUAUCCUUAGCAAACUCAGCACGGCCCUCGUCGGAAAAGAAAAAACGUUGAAGCUCGAUCCACAAGAUACCAACCAGUGGCGCAACGUGAGAGGUGAACUAAUACAUCUUCUUCACGAAACGAUCUUUUGUCUCUCCCGUUGGAUCUCGGCCGGUAACCUCACGCAACAGCACAUCGAUGUGGCUUCCCACUACGCGAAUCGUCUACUCGACGCCCUGCUCACCGAAGGAACACUUUCCGAGAGUGACACCAGCGAGCUGUUGAGUUCGUUGUUCCUCCAGCGCCCGGUACUGUUCCAACAGUUCACCAUCAUCGUACAAGAGGCGAGUCAACGGGCCAGCAAAGCGGAAACCACUCACCGUUUAGUGACGGGCUUCGUGUACGAGUUGAUGCAACGGCUACAACAUUUACCUAGCUUCGAUCGUGCCACAACACUUUACUCAAACAAGAUCGUCACCGAGCUGAUCCGCACCUCAACGAAGCAAGUCUCGCAAGCGGACGGUGCAGCAACAGCGACACUGGAUGGUGCACUCGUUGAGAAGUUGCUCGGUAUUUUCGAACUCAACGAACGACACUGUGUUACGCUGCUCAAACACUACGCUCAGUUGCCCGUUCGAGCGUUCUUGCAGCCCAAAACGAACGAUCGUACGUACCACUACCAGCAGCUCUGCCUUGCACUGGAGAAGCUGGCCAGUGUUGGUGCUACGCGAGGAGGGUUCCAUCUAACGGAACAGACGGUUCGUGGCCUGGUACGCCUGUACAUGGAAUGUGUCCGUUCAUCGGACAGUGAAGCGAAGGGGCUGGAAGAGCUCGAGUCAGCGCUCCAUGCUUAUCUGUCCACCUUUACUCACAGCAUCGCCCAAGUGGAUGUGCAACUGUUUGAAGUGGUUUUCGAAAAUCGCCAACGUGUGACCAAAUCUCUCGUGAAACUGACCACCUUCCUGUUGUCGCGGGAUCCACGAUUUGAUGGCCCUCUUCUCGAUCUGAUUGGGAAGCACACGAACAAGAAGGAACUCGUGUACCCCCUUCUCAACGUAGCCUUCCGUCGAUCGGUGCUUUCAGCGGCCAGUUUGGAACAGGACAGUAAGCUGCGGCCAUUCCUAUCAAAGCUGUACGCCGAGUUCAAGGGUGGUAUCCAGAAGAUGCUCGAGAAACCACACAAAGCGGCCGUCAUCUAUCGUGAGAACACGAUCGCAAACGAAACGCUGGUCCGCCUGUGUAUGCCCCGGAACGAGUGCGUGGAUUUUGCGCGCAAAAAACUGCGCAUCGAAGCGGUCGAACCGUUCCAGCUGAAGGUGUUGAUGGAGAUCUACGGCAGUGCACUGGGUGCGUUGAAGGAUGAUGCCAACUCGCAAACGAUGGUCUACGGGAACGUGUUCGCGGUGCUGCUGCAAUGCUUCGAGGUGCUCUUCCGUUCAGUGACCUCAGCCGAGUACUUUCUCCGGCAGGAAGCAUCGAUCGAGAAGCUAAACGAACUCGUGCUUGCCCUUUACGAGUGGAGCAAGCAAUCUAAACGCUACAAAGCGCUACAAGAGAUGAGCUUCUCGAGCGUCACGACGAGUGCCAACUGGAAUACGUUCUGUAAAACGUGUCUCAAGCUGGGCAUCGAUAUGCCCCGUAGUCCACUGAACUCACGGCGCUAUGACGAUCGACUGCACGUGCUGCCGAAGCUGAUGGGCGUGCUGGUUGAUCUGUUCUACGCGAAUGAUGCUAGCGAGCAGCUGGAGGACAUUGAGCGGUACUACGAUUGGGCACUGUCGCACACAAACUUCCUCCGUGUGUUGCUCACACAGUACGAGUACAGCCCAAAGACGUACCUGGUGUACUUGCUGCUCAUACUGGCACGUAAAAACCCGAACGUCGUGAACCGGAAACACGUUCCCUUGCUACUGGGAGCGUACAGUGCCACCUUGACCGACACGAAUCGCUACAUCCUGGCACUGAUCCAACACUACGAACAGUCCGGCGUAGAGAUGCAUGAAUUUCGACCGUUCCUGUGGGGCGAAACGGCGAUUAAGCACUUUUCGCUCGAAUCAAACGCUGGUACGAACGAAGAUCAACAGACAAACGGACGGAAAGCGGUGCCACAAAGGAGUACCUUCCGCAUUAACACGAUGGAAGUGUUUUCGUUACUGUCGAAGGAUAGAAUAGCGGCCACGAUUCAAAAGUUCCCCGUCUGGCGUCGGCUUGAUGCCGGUGCUCAGCUGCCGGAGCUUCACUUUGACAACAUCCUACCGUCGGCCAUCGAAUCAGCGGCAUUGCCCGUUGGCCACCAGCCGGUGAAUGCAGUGGAACGUUACGUAGAGCUAGGACAGCGUAAGCAGCGACGAGAGCUUCUGGAAACGUUGACGCUGAAAUCGGAGCUACGAUCAACGAUCUAUGAUCCCGCUUUCCUCAUCCCGAUGCUGGGCUAUCUGUUCUCACCGGAGAACCCGGAUAUGCUCAAUCUGGCCGGCCGAAUCGGUGCCCUAUCGUUGCCCUUUCUCUGCCUAGCAAGCAAUGACGAGCAGAUGCGUCUUGCUGCCGGUAGCGUGAUCUUACGCAUCCGGGCACACCUGGAACAGACGCGGCGCUUCAUCGAUUCCAAGUUCUGGCUCCAUCUCUUUGGUGCUGUCCAGCGUGGUCUGGCAGGGGUGAAGGUGGGUAAGCCGAAGGAGAAGGACACCGCUAAAACUGAACCACUCCCGAAGACACCUUUCCUUUCAACGAUCUUCAUCGCCGAAACAAUCAACCUACUGCCGGACGUGCUGAGCCCACUGCACGGUCCUAUGACACGCUACAUCAUCCACCGGGAAGCGUUCGAUUUCCGUGCCAUUCCGAACUUUAUGGCACUGUUUCACAGUGCGGACGUGAAGCACAACGUGCAGCGAUCGUUCAUACUGGAGACGAUCUUCCACGGCAUCAAGACACACGAGGACUUUGGUGUGCUGCGUGCCUCACCGAUCAUCCGGGUGAUGUUGAACUUCUACGCAUCCUCUCUGUCGAACCGGGAGCUUAACAUCCUCAUCCUCAACUCACUGAACGCACUGACAAAGAUCCCGAAAUCCUGCGAGGUACUCAUCAACGCGUUCGGAUUCCUGUCGUGGCUUCACGAAAAGAUCGAUACACUGGAGAGUUUCGAGUUCGACACGAUCGAGGCGUUUCUGGGGAUGCUCAACAACUGCUGGUACUCGAUGCAGAUCAUCGCCGAACUCACCGGCAAACGGGAUCCAGCUGCACGUGGCAAGAAGAAAACCAAGAAGCGCAGUGAUCGACGUGCGGCCAUAUCCUUUCACCGGAGUGUCCUUGUGGCCACACUCAAGUUCCUGCCACUGCUUUCGACACGCAGCUCUAGUAAGACGUUACUGCGGUUUCUACAUCUACUCGAUCGCACGACCAGCACGCGUUUUGCCUUCCCUCGGUUGCUGGCACUCGUCAGUGAACCAGUGCUGCGGCAGAUGAUGGAAUACUUUGAGAAAAUGUUUGCCGAUCAUCUUUGGUGUGUCCGUUACGUAAGACAGUGUGGUACGACGGGGUGUGACGAUGAUGGGACGAUCGCGCGGAAGCUUGUGGAUGCUAGUACCGAUCGAACGACGGUGGCGAUCGUGGUUAGCCUCAGAAGGUUCGUUAUCCGUUGGCAGCACUAUCAGAAGGCGGAAUUGACGCAGCAGGGAAUGGAUGUAGACGAAGAGAUGGAGGGUAAUGAGGGACAGGCCGAUGAUCGCGAAGCAAAGGACACCGGUGUUCAGUCAGAGUCUUCUGAAUCGGAGUCAGAUGAUGACGAUGAGGAUGAUGAAUGAACGGAGCGAUGAAAGUUUUUAGGAUUCGCUAUUUUGUUAACAACAAAUGAAAAAGUAUAGGCCUUAAUCAAAUCAA